CUGCUAUCACUCCAUCUGGUUGUGAACAGCACCAAGACUCGCACAGGUGUUUUGCCAGUUCCAGGAGUUUAUCAUGUUUAUCCUUCACUGCGCAACUUCAGCGUUGUAAACUUCCUCAGAGGGAAAUGCAGCCUGACCAACCACACUGAGAGGUCUCCACUGCUGAAGUUCUCCCAGGAUGAUGGUCUAACUUACAUGACGCUGCAUGACUCCAGUUUGAGCCCUGGAGAGGAGCUGUGGGAUAACUCUGCUGAGCUGGAGAGGAGAUGCCGGCUGGGCAGUGAAGUGACCAGUCUUUCCCGUUCCUUCUCUACUGAGAAAAGUGAACACAAUUUCAGACUCUCCUCCAACCUCAGAUACUGUUUAAGCAUCACGAAACUCGUCACCAUCUUCAGCAUUGUUGUCCUGUGUUCACUUUUCUUCAGCAUGUAUCCUGAUCGAGAGAGACCCUGGAGGAUGUUUGCAGUCUCAUCCACUGAGAGCUUCUCCAUGAAUUUGACAGACUUCCGUGAUAAUGCCUUAUUGAAGCUUCAGGUGGGUGGGCCCUUCAUGACCGGAAUGGAGGGCGUCCCAGCUCAGGAGUACAUAUUGAUACAGGUGGAGCAAAUGGUAGAAAUAGGAUCGCGCAGGAAACGUGUUCAGCAGAUUCUGCAUAACUGGACCAUACCUUUACACUCAAAGAGGAAUGAUCAGAUUCUUACGACAAGAACAUUCGAGAUGCUUGCUGGCGCUCCAAUCUCAAUAAAUGUUCAGGCCUCCCUUCUGGACAAUCAGGUGGUCCCUCUCUCGAUGACGCACCAGUCUCUGUACGUAACGGUGGAAACACAGGUGGUGAUAGCUGGAGUGAUCCUGGCUGGAGUCUACGUGCUCAUUAUCUUUGAGAUAGUCCAUCGCACCCUGGCCGCCAUGUUGGGGUCCCUGGCUGCUCUUGCAGCUCUGGCCUUCAUUGGAGAUAGGCCCAGUCUGAAGACAGUAGUGGAAUGGAUCGACUAUGAAACCUUGGCCUUGCUGUUUGGGAUGAUGAUCUUGGUGGCCAUUUUUUCAGAGACCGGCUUCUUCGAUUACUGUGCAGUUAAGGCGUAUCAGGUGUCCAGAGGAAGAGUGUGGCCAAUGAUCAUCAUUCUGUGCCUCAUUGCUGCCAUUCUCUCAGCCUUUCUGGACAAUGUGACCACCAUGAUGCUCUUCACUCCUGUUACCAUCAGGUUGUGCGAGGUGCUGAAUCUGGACCCCAGACAUGUCCUAAUUGCUGAGGUAAUCUUCACCAACAUCGGAGGAGCUGCCACUGCAGUGGGGGAUCCACCCAACGUCAUCAUUGUGUCCAACCAAAACCUGCGCAAAACAGGGCUUGACUUUGCAGGAUUUACAGGGUACAUGUUCCUGGGGAUCUGUCUGGUGCUCCUGACCUCCUUUCCGUUCCUGAGAAUGCUCUACUGGAAUAAGAAACUCUACAAUAAAGAGUCCAGUGAGAUUGUGGAGUUGAAGCAUGAGAUUCUGGUUUGGAGACAGACCGCACAUCGCAUCAACCCAGCCAGCCGGGAGGAGACUGCUGUGAAGUGUCUUCUCAUGCAGAAGGUGCUCAACCUGGAGAGUCUCCUGCGCAAGCAGCUCAGAACCUUCCAGAGACAAAUUUCCCAGGAGGACAAAAACUGGGAAAACAUCAUUCAAGAGCUGCAGAAAAAGCACAGAAUAACAGACAAAGUCCUGCUGGUGAAAUGUGUGUCAGUGCUGUCCAUAGUCAUCUUCAUGUUCUUCCUGAAUUCCUUCGUACCCGGGAUUCAUCUGGAGCUCGGUUGGAUUGCUGUCUUGGGGGCUCUAUGGUUGCUUAUUUUGGCUGAUAUUCAGGACUUUGAGAUCAUCCUGCACAGAGUGGAGUGGGCCACACUGCUCUUCUUUGCAGCACUGUUUGUUCUCAUGGAGGCUCUGGCCCAGUUGCAGCUCAUUGACUACAUUGGGGAGCAGACAGCACUGUUAAUAAAAGCUGUGCCAGAGGCGGAGCGGCUGGCCAUCGCCAUCAUUCUGGUCAUGUGGGUCUCAGCUUUGGCCUCCUCGCUCAUAGACAACAUCCCCUUCACCGCCACCAUGAUUCCAGUGCUGAUUAACCUUAGUCAGGAUGCUGACGUCAACCUGCCUGUGAAACCCCUCAUCUUCGCCUUGGCUAUGGGAGCCUGUUUAGGAGGUAAUGGGACACUGAUUGGUGCAUCUGCUAAUGUUGUGUGUGCUGGAAUCGCAGAGCAACAUGGUUAUGGAUUCUCUUUCAUGGAAUUCUUCAGGCUCGGCUUCCCCAUGAUGCUGAUGACAUGUACGAUAGCUAUGUGCUACCUGCUGGCAACUCACGUCGGGCUGGGCUGGAACACCUAAAUCUGCCUCCUCUACCAUCAUCAAAGAGACUGUGCUUGUGUGUGCCUGUGGUGGUGUGUGUGUGUGUGUGUGUGUGUGUAAGAGCGGGAGAGAGUCCAAGAUCAUCUGUAUGUGUGAGUGAGUUGCGUGUGACGGAGUAACUGACAGCCUAAUGGACGGCGGCUAUCAGCGAGCGGAGGCUUACGGCCCGUGCAUCACUGCUGCAGAGGUGUGAUAAAAACAUUCAAACAAGGGAACGCCUGCACCUACUUAUGGGCUGGGGGUAGCUGAGUAUUCCACUGGCUUAUGGUGCUAUUGCCAUCAUCAUCAUCAUUGUUAGUGAGGAGUUUUCAUAUUUCAUGUUUGUUUACAUUUAUCCAAAAAAAAAAAAACUGAGCAGAUUUCUUAUUCUUCAUUCUUAAACACUGUAGUUCUGUUUAUAUGAUUUUGUGUGGCCAUAAAUAAAAAAAAAGAUAUAUUUAUUGAUGCAUUUCAGUUAGAUUUUCUUUUUUAGGCACUAUAACAUCUGAUUAAAGGGAUAUCCACGUGUGCCUCUCCAACAAAUAACCACAGCAAAUCUCCCACUCUUAACAGAUUUGUACCUAAUUAUAUUGCUUAUUUAAUUUGUCAGAAAAAAAUCAAUUAACUUCACUUUUAAAAUUGGUCUUAUUAUUACACAUUAUGCUUUUAAUGCACGUUUACACAGAUUUGAAGCAGUGAUCAUCUACAUUUAAAGUCCUGCAGAGUUUUGUUUUAACAUACAUCUAAGAGUUAAGGGCAGUUUCCAAGAUUAGUUUUAGACUGGGAGGUUUCCCUAAAUGUGCUGUUCAAAAAUGCUGAAUUAAUAAUCCCAUCAUGGAUUUCUGAAGACAUUAGUUAAGCCCUUUUAAAGAAUAGCCAUAUCAUACCUUUUGCGAAAAAUCAGUUAUUAGUUUUUGUUUUUAAUUUAUUUCAAUUUUUUUCUGGUCAAUUGUCUAUUCAGCUGCUAUUCAGCUGUUACUCAGCUGUAUUUACUGGAACCGCAUAAAAUGUGCAAAAUGAAAAAUACUCAUCUGUGUUUUUUUUACAGUGGGAUUCUGUAAAAAUAUAUUUUUAAUAUAGGAUGAAUUAAUGGUAAUUGGGCAGUUUUUGGCUUGCCUUUAUUGCAACAAAAAAUAUUCAAACAAAUGUAAAUUUUGAUUUUGUGGUUUCUCAGCAAGAGCAUUUUUUCCCCUUCAUGCAAGAAAAUAGACCUUGUAUAACUGUAUUAACUGUUCCAUUUGACCUCAUGUGCCAAUCACCCGUAAUUUAUCCUAUAUAUGAUCCUUCACCCUAUAUAUGAUCAAAACAAGAUGCAAGAAUCUUCUAAAACUUCUCUAACCUCACCACAAUCAUUUCUGUUACAAUAACAGCACGUUUGUGGCAGGUUGUGAUUAAAACAACACUCUGCAGGAGAACGUUGGUGACCACUCAUCUUCUCUGGAUUCCUUUGACAUCUCUAGUCGGUCACUGAAACAGAUCCAGUGUGUGAAAUGCUCAUUGUCUGAAAGAACCAGUUUUGCCUGCAUUAUAAUAAAAUGCAGUUUUCAUUUACAGAAUGCAGGCAUGUGGUUGGAAUCUUUCACACAAAUAAUCUUAAAUUGCCCCUUUAAAUGAGACAAAAAUGCUAAUAAGCUUGACUGUCUGACUAAUCAGUGAAAUCAGCGCAUGUGUGAGUGCUCUUUUAGCUAAUUCCAAUAACAGCCCACCACUCUAAUCGCAAUUAACGUAGGAGGAUAAAGCGAUCUUCGGAUGAUAGACUGUUGUGCAUUGUUAGACGUAUUUGUUUACUCUGGCAUUAUAAGAACGACUUGGAAUUAAUCACUGUUUAUAAUCCCUCACAUUAAUUUAUUAUUACUGUUUGUUGUUGUUUUUCAAACAUAUUUAGUAACACAUUUUACAUUUGGCAGUUUCUAUGAUGUCCUAUGCCCCCAUAUGUUCUGUUGCCCAGUGAAUAAGCAUUGUUGUCAAGAUGUUCUACUGUUUUCUCUGUAAUCUGUAAUGUCCUGGAACUGACAAUCACUAAAAGUAAAGGCCAUAUAUAUAUAUA
Molecule: messenger RNA, 4405 nt
Organism: Astyanax mexicanus (Mexican tetra)
Lineage: Eukaryota; Metazoa; Chordata; Actinopteri; Characiformes; Acestrorhamphidae
Gene: oca2
Product: oculocutaneous albinism II
Exons: 23
Coding region: 196-2358 (720 amino acids)
Biological process (GO): melanocyte differentiation; melanin biosynthetic process; transmembrane transport
Cellular component (GO): melanosome membrane
Source: RefSeq, a predicted model, not a curated record